Nematostella vectensis (starlet sea anemone) is the source of this 1539-nucleotide messenger RNA. RefSeq lists its product as uncharacterized. Lineage: Eukaryota; Metazoa; Cnidaria; Anthozoa; Actiniaria; Edwardsiidae. The coding region runs from base 130 to 642 and encodes 170 amino acids. The transcript is spliced from 5 exons. The record is from RefSeq and is a predicted model, not a curated record. Gene Ontology annotation, cellular component: membrane.
GCCUCCACCUCUAGCUAUUAAUUCCCGUUGCGUGGUAACGUGAAAAUUGAUAGCUCCAACACCUCUCCAACACCAGAUAAUCCACCAGUUAGGCUUGUAAAACCGUCGAGAAUAUCUCCCUGUCUCAGCAUGGCGGGGGUUAAAAUGGACUAUGUCAAGUCGUUGCCUGGAAUACUGAAAAUUAUUGAAUUUGUGUUUUUGCUCCACGCCUUUUCGUGUAUGGCUGAUUGUUGUGGUAAUGGUAGCGGGAGAUAUGCAUUUUUCCUGGCCAUGACAAUAAUCGCCUGGAUCAUGGUUAUAAUCAUCUUUUUGGUUUUCUUCCUUGACCAAACCUCUGCCAUUCCACAGUUAAACUGGCAAUAUGUCGUAUUGUUCAGCAGCAUCGCCUGGGCUGUCCUUCUGCUCAUUUGCAGCGCUUUGAUGGCUGACGUGUCCUCUGACACCCGACACUAUCGCGAUUGGCAGGGUUACGGUAUCAGGAACUAUUACGUCAAGUGGUGGGACACCAUGACAGCUGGCGUGGUGUUUGGUUUCCUUGCCAUGCUUGUGUUUAUCAUCGAUGCUGUUGUUCACGCAAAAGGAGUCUCCUUCUCAGGCGGUGGAGGUGGAGGUGGCAAGGCUGGCCAGCCAACCCCAGCUUAGAGCAAAACAAUGAUCAAAGGGUAGAGAGAGCGCACAGUUUUAGCAGGGGCUUAGCCUCCUCUGCAGGCAUCUCUUCUCAUCGAAAAGAAAAAGCUCUUUUUUUCCGUUGCGGGUUUCCUGUGGCGAAUUAAGGAGAAAAAAACACACAAACACAAACAAAACACACACGAACACAGGAAUCCCGAAUCUGAAUAAAGGCCAUUACAAAGUAGAGUUGCCUGCAAAGAAGGCUAUCAAGGGCUCAUAAGUAGGGGGAAUAGGCGAUCCCAACUGUAAGUGCGCGCGCUCGUUUUCAUUCACAAAUGCAAAUGCCGAGGCCAGCUACCACAACUACCAGAAUGCAGCGCGCGCGUUUGCAAAUUUGUUCGACAAAUCUACUACAGGUGCCGACAUGCUGUUUGCGAGUGCGUUUUAGCUGGAAUGGCCUAUUAACUUGCCCGCAUUCUGGUGCAACGGCGUUUUCCUGAAUCGGGUUAUUUUUAGAUGCUCUGUUAGCGAAUCAGAUAACACCGCGGUCAAAUGUCGACUUUGUCUCAAAGUAAUCCAAAAUAGCUGCCGAGAAGGGGGGAUAACGCCUGCUUAUGAGCCCCCGGUUAGGGUAGUGCAAGUAACACAACUUUUUCCCUAUAAAUCAAACUGACAGUAAGGCUACAUUUCGUUUGUUUUCGCAAAAUUUUUCAAUCUUUUUUUAUUUUAUUCCUAUUUCAAAAUUAAUCCAAUCAGGUGCAUUAUAGUGACAGUAUUGUGCAGUAAAAGGUAGAAGUAAAACUUUCGAUGUAUGUCGUGCUUUCUUGUCUAUCUUUUGCCUCCUUGUCAAUCUAAGAGCGCAAAACUCAUAACUCGCAUGAUUCUAAUAACAAUGACAAUGACAAUGACAAUGACAAUGACAAUGACAAU